Messenger RNA from Leptopilina heterotoma, 592 nucleotides. Its product is annotated as serine palmitoyltransferase small subunit A. The record is from RefSeq and is a predicted model, not a curated record. The coding region runs from base 149 to 355 and encodes 68 amino acids. The transcript is spliced from 2 exons. Lineage: Eukaryota; Metazoa; Arthropoda; Insecta; Hymenoptera; Figitidae.
GACAGCUUUAUAUUUAUUCAUAGUUUGUUCAUAUUCCUCAUUGUUUUUCAAGGUUUUCAUUUUCAAGUGUCAAAAAUUGUUAAACCUCUUAAAACAAUUGAGAUAUUUAAUAAUUACUCAUUGUUUCAAGUGUAAAUAAAAAAAGAAAAUGGUUCAAAUAAUCGACAAAAUAUCUACCUUUUUUCAUUAUUGGUACUUCAGAUAUUUACUUGUGACAGAAUUGUACAUGGUAGAAAAAUGGGAAAGACACUUUAUUAACAUCUUUCUAAUAUCAAUGUUCUGUUUAUUCUUCUUCUUCAACUACAAAGCAGUAUUACCAACGACUUCUUAUCUUCUUGCUAUAAAUGAAUCAUAAUUAUGCACGAAAAAAAAUCAGUUUUUUAGGAAUAAAAUAAUGCAUUUAAAAACAUUUUAAUCAUUGGCACAGAAGUUUCCAAAUGAAUGACACAAACCGUAUUUAUUUUUGUAAAUAGACAAAAGACACGCCUCUAUCUUUAACAGAUUUGUUUAUAUUUAAUGAUGACGAGAAUAUUGUCUCAACCUUGUAAAUAUAUAUCCUGUUGAAAAAUAAAAACUUGCAUAAAAAUGGAAA